AUGGCUGACUUCACCAACACCCUCCGACCAGCCGACCCCCAAGGGCCGGAGAUCCUGUCUCAAGAAAGAGCCGGGUCCGACGUCAACGUCAACCAACUCGCGACGCAUCUCCUGUCCCGAAAUGACUUUCUACAGCGCCAGAAGAAGAUCCUAGCCAUCCUUGAGGGGAUCCCGAUCUUCUGCAAGAGGAACCAACUCAACAUGGCCCGUCCUGACCGAUACCAUCUAGGACUCGCGCGUGCAAAGAUGCUUCGGAGACUGUCGCUGAAGCACGGCUGGGAUCGCGACGACUACAUCAUGGCCGACUACUUGAUGGACGAGAUGGGUCCGUACGCGCUACAAGCGACCAUGUUCGCAACAUCGAUCCGCGAGCAGAGCAACGACCAACAAAAAGCGUACUGGUUGCCCAAAGUGGAAAACUGGGAAAUCAUAGGCUGCUACGGCCAGACGGAAUUGGGUCAUGGCAGCAACGUCAAGGGCAUCGAGUGCGAAGCUCGCUGGGACCCGGCAACAAAGGAAUUUAUCAUCCACAGCCCGACCAUCACGGCGAGUAAAUGGUGGAAUGGGGCUUUGGGCCGCACGGCCAACCAUGCGAUUGUGGUUGCGCAGCUGCUGUUGCCGGAGAAAACAGGAUUAAAGUCCAACUCAAACUCAGGCACGGCCAACAACUACAAGUAUAAAUCAUACGGCCCGCACCAGUUCAUCGUGCAGAUCCGCGACAUGAAAACCAACAAACCUCUUGACGGGAUUGUCAUAGGAGACAUUGGCCCCAAAUACGGCUACCCGGCCAUGGACAACGGGUACAUGCUGUUCAAGCACUUCCGAGUCCCGCACUCGGCCCUGUUGGCCAGGUACUCUGGAGUCGACGCAGAUAGCGGGAAGUACAUCAAACCAGAAAACCCGGCGGUGGUGUACGGAUCUUUGACAUUUGUACGGGCGCAGAUCGUCAUGCACGCCCGUCUGGUGCUUGCUCGAGCAGUCACCAUCGCUGUGCGAUACCUUUCUAUUCGUCGACAAUUCUCGGAUCGGGACUCGAAAGGCGGGCCCGAGCAGGCCGUGCUCAACUAUCCUACAGUGCAGAUCCGGAUUCUGCCCCUUUUGGCAACCACCUUCGCUCUCCACUAUACCGGCGAAGCAAUGUACAAACUAUACUACGGGACCCGCGAAGCAAUCGAGACGAGUGGGGACUUUUCGCGGCUAGCGGAAAUGCAUGCCGCCUCGUCGGGUCUCAAGUCGCUGUGUACCACGCUCGCCGCGGAUGGCAUCGAGACGUGCCGUCGCGCCAUGGGCGGACAUGGGUUCGGCGGCGGAAGCGGCAUGAUCGCCCUUAACAACGAGUAUCUCUCCAAACCGACCGUCGAGGGCGACAACUGGAUGAUUACCCAGCAGACCGCGGCAUAUCUCAUCAAGCGCAUGACUGAAGUGGUCAAACACCCCGAAUCCGAGCCAAAGGAGACGGUCGAUGUGCAGUUCCAGCAGUUUUUGGCUAGGAACAAACAAUCUAAAACUCCCGCUGAGUACGAUCUAUUCAACAGUACCGACGAUGCCUCAGGCAUAGUCGGCGCAUUUGAGCAUAGAGCAUCCUAUCUCGCCUACCAAGCCUAUCAUGCCCGAGUGGUCCAGAAACAACCGUGGACAAGCAUGAUGAUCAGUCUGCAUCGUCUCAGCCGCGCCCACUCUGAAACCUUACUCGUGUCCAACUUCCACCAUGCGGUUUUCCAGACCUCAAGACCCGAUCCGCCGCUCGACAAUGCCACGUUGCGAGUCAUGAGGACUCUGUUCCGCCUGUUCGCGCUGUACACGCUCGAUGUCUCUGCGUCCGAGUUCUUGUUGUCCGGCGCAAUCACGCUGCAACAAUUGCAAGCUGUCAUGCCGACAAUACAAAAUCUCAUGACUGACGUCAGGCCUCAUGCCGUCCGUCUGGUCGAUGCUUGGUCCAUCCCGGAUUAUUUGCUCGAGAGCGCGUUGGGCAGUUACGAUGGUGAUGUCUAUAAUCGGUUGUUCCGUAAGGCGCAUUGGGAAAACCCCUUGAACCUCGUCACGUUCAAUCCGGAUUGGAGGAACGAGGAGGUCGUCAUGGGCGAGGGCGCCGAGAAUGCUAGGAGGCGCUUGGAGGAAUUGGCCCUGGGCGUGCAGGGUCACGAACAGGCUGGAAAGGGUGAUGUCAAGGCCAAGUUGUAG
Exophiala dermatitidis NIH/UT8656 is the source of this 2181-nucleotide messenger RNA. Its product is annotated as acyl-CoA oxidase. Gene Ontology annotation, molecular function: FAD binding; acyl-CoA oxidase activity; fatty acid binding. Gene Ontology annotation, cellular component: peroxisome. Bases 1 to 2181 code for a protein of 726 amino acids. Gene Ontology annotation, biological process: lipid homeostasis; fatty acid beta-oxidation using acyl-CoA oxidase. NCBI's taxonomy places the organism in Eukaryota, Fungi, Ascomycota, Eurotiomycetes, Chaetothyriales, Herpotrichiellaceae. The record is from RefSeq and is a predicted model, not a curated record. The transcript has a single exon.